ACUGAGGCAGACAGGGCUAGGGUGAAACACCCCCAGGGGGUCAGGAGCACUGGUCACCAGGGCAUGUGUAAGGCCAGGUAUGCCAGGAAGCAGAGGAGUGCCACUGUGAACCGCAGGGCCACUCAUUUUGAACGGGGCAGGGUGCUGCUUCAAAAUGGGCUUCCAAACCAACCAAAGACCUUAGUGGUGGGGGCAGAGACAGCAAUGGAGCCUUAAGAAGAAGAGACAGAAAGAAAGGACAAGGGGAACUCACUCCUGGACAUACCUCAUGAACGGUGGAAGCUUCUGGAAGGCCAGCUCCCCUGCAGUUCGAAAAAUUGGGAGAGAUGAGACAGUGAUCCGAAUUGGGGGAGAAGGGGAGGGUCAGAGCCAUCGGCACUGGAAUCCACCAUGUGGAUAUGGUGAGGCCAGCAGGCUGUGCACACGGUGAGAGUGACAGUGUGCACGUCCACCUCCCCUGUGUAGCCUUCUGUAUCAGUGCUCCUCGUCGCCUCACUGUACUUCACGGAAGAGACUUGGUUGACUGGCCACUUGGAGCGGAAUCAGGAGACAUUCCCAACUCAGGGAGACUGAGGUGAGGGCCCUAGCUCGCCCACUUGCUGGACAAGAUGAUAUUCCUCACCACCCUGCCUCUGUUUUGGAUAAUGAUUUCAGCUUCUCGAGGGGGCCACUGGGGUGCCUGGAUGCCCUCGUCCAUCUCAGCCUUCGAGGGCACGUGUGUCUCCAUCCCCUGCCGUUUCGACUUCCCGGAUGAGCUCAGACCGGCUGUGGUACAUGGCGUCUGGUAUUUCAACAGUCCCUACCCCAAGAACUACCCGCCAGUGGUCUUCAAGUCCCGCACACAAGUGGUCCACGAGAGCUUCCAGGGCCGCAGCCGCCUUUUGGGAGACCUGGGCCUACGAAACUGCACCCUGCUUCUCAGCACGCUGAGCCCCGAGCUGGGAGGGAAAUACUAUUUCCGAGGUGACCUGGGCGGCUACAACCAGUACACCUUCUCGGAGCACAGCGUCCUGGACAUCAUCAACACCCCCAACAUCGUGGUGCCCCCAGAAGUGGUGGCAGGAACGGAAGUAGAGGUCAGCUGCAUGGUGCCGGACAACUGCCCAGAGCUGCGCCCAGAGCUGAGCUGGCUGGGCCACGAGGGGCUGGGGGAGCCCACUGUGCUGGGUCGGCUGCGCGAGGAUGAAGGCACCUGGGUGCAGGUGUCGCUGCUACACUUCGUGCCCACUAGAGAGGCCAACGGCCACCGUCUGGGCUGUCAGGCUGCCUUCCCCAACACCACCUUGCAGUUCGAGGGUUACGCCAGUCUGGACGUCAAGUACCCCCCAGUGAUUGUGGAGAUGAAUUCCUCUGUGGAGGCCAUUGAGGGCUCCCACGUCAGCCUGCUCUGUGGGGCUGACAGCAACCCGCCACCGCUGCUGACUUGGAUGCGGGAUGGGAUGGUGUUGAAGGAGGCAGUUGCUGAGAGCCUGUACCUGGAUCUGGAGGAGGUGACCCCAGCAGAGGACGGCGUCUAUGCUUGCCUGGCAGAGAAUGCCUAUGGCCAGGACAACCGCACGGUGGAGCUGAGCGUCAUGUAUGCACCUUGGAAGCCCACAGUGAAUGGGACGGUGGUGGCGGUAGAGGGAGAGACAGUCUCCAUCCUGUGUUCCACACAGAGCAACCCGGACCCUAUUCUCACCAUCUUCAAGGAGAAGCAGAUCCUGGCCACGGUCAUCUAUGAGAGUCAGCUGCAGCUGGAACUCCCUGCAGUGACGCCCGAGGACGAUGGGGAGUACUGGUGUGUAGCUGAGAACCAGUAUGGCCAGAGAGCCACCGCCUUCAACCUGUCUGUGGAGUUUGCUCCCAUAAUCCUUCUGGAAUCGCACUGUGCAGCGGCCAGAGACACCGUGCAGUGCCUGUGUGUGGUAAAAUCCAACCCGGAACCCUCCGUGGCCUUUGAGCUGCCUUCCCGCAACGUGACUGUGAACGAGACAGAGAGGGAGUUUGUGUACUCAGAGCGCAGCGGCCUCCUGCUCACCAGCAUCCUCACGCUCCGGGGUCAGGCCCAAGCCCCACCCCGCGUCAUUUGUACCUCCAGGAACCUCUACGGCACCCAGAGCCUCGAGCUGCCUUUCCAGGGAGCACACCGACUGAUGUGGGCCAAAAUCGGCCCUGUGGGUGCUGUGGUCGCCUUUGCCAUCCUGAUUGCCAUUGUCUGCUACAUCACCCAGACAAGAAGAAAAAAGAACGUCACAGAGAGCCCCAGCUUCUCAGCGGGAGACAACCCUCAUGUCCUGUACAGCCCGGAAUUCCGAAUCUCUGGAGCACCUGAUAAGUAUGAGUCCAGAGAGGUCUCUACCCGGGAUUGUCACUGAGAGCCCCAGGAGAGUGAGAAGCGCCUGGGGUCCGAGAGGAGGCUGCUGGGCCUUAGGGGGGAACCCCCAGAACUGGACCUCAGUUAUUCCCACUCAGACCUGGGGAAACGACCCACCAAGGACAGCUACACCCUGACAGAGGAGCUGGCUGAGUACGCAGAAAUCCGUGUCAAGUGAGGAAGCUGGGGGCUGGCCCUGUGGCUCACCCCCCAUCAGGACCCUCGCUUGGCCCCCACUGGCUGUGGGCUCCCUUUCUCUUGAGAGUGGUAGGGGUGGGGGCGGGAAGGGGCGGGGCAGGAAACAGUGAGGUAUUGGGGGCCCGGCCUCCCCUCCUUCCCGGCUGCUCCUCUCUGCCAACAUCCUGCACCUACGUUACAGCUCCCUCUCCCCUCCUUUUAACCUCAGCUGUUGAGAGGGGUGCUCUGUCUGUCCAUGUUAUUUAUUGUUAUCCUGGUCUCUUGUCCCCUUACCCGGCCCCAGGACCUGUACAAAAGGGACAUGAAAUAAAUGUCCUAAUGACAAGUGCCAGUCUAGACCCAUCCUUUGGAGGAAAGGGGCAUAUUAGUAAUACUUUUCUCGUUGCUGUAACAAAAUACUGGACAAAAACACUUUUGUAGUUACUUUCUGUUUGCAUAACCAUAAGCAACUUAGGGAAGAAAGUUUUUUUUUUAAUU
Messenger RNA from Rattus rattus (black rat), 3031 nucleotides. RefSeq names its product myelin associated glycoprotein (gene Mag). Lineage: Eukaryota; Metazoa; Chordata; Mammalia; Rodentia; Muridae. The record is from RefSeq and is a predicted model, not a curated record. Bases 609 to 2357 code for a protein of 582 amino acids. The transcript is spliced from 12 exons.